Melopsittacus undulatus (budgerigar) is the source of this 2299-nucleotide messenger RNA. It is a transcript of the gene POC1A, whose product is annotated as POC1 centriolar protein A. Gene Ontology annotation, biological process: cilium assembly. The coding region runs from base 985 to 2112 and encodes 375 amino acids. The transcript has 12 exons. Lineage: Eukaryota; Metazoa; Chordata; Aves; Psittaciformes; Psittaculidae. Gene Ontology annotation, molecular function: protein binding. The record is from RefSeq and is a predicted model, not a curated record. Gene Ontology annotation, cellular component: ciliary basal body; centriole.
GCUCCUGGCCGGUGAUGACACAGCCGUGCUGCCUGUGGCACAGUGACCACGCACGCUCUCAGGUCCUUCUCCCUGCUGCGGCGUUGGGAGGGGGCUGGCUGACCAGGACCGCGCUUUCUGAUGGAUGGGAAAAUCCCGUCCUGCCCAACCCCGGAGCAGAGGAAGGAAAAAUACCAAAACUAAUUGUCAAAUGCCAAAGAAUUUAAUGAGGAACAGUUUAGGCAACGCUGAAAACUGCUUCAGAUGUAUAUCCAAGAUCCACAGCUAUGUGGGCAGAAAGGCCAUGUCUGAAGGAGGAACAUGUCUUUUCAGACCCAGGAACUCAAAGGGCAGGAGGUAAUGGGCAGCUGCUUAUGCAUGUGUGAGGUGCCCCAGCCAAACCACUGCACCCCAAAUUUGCCUUUACAUUGGGAUCUUACACCUUUCAAGGUACAACACUAUUUGACUGGUCACUGUACCAUGGGAAGACUUGACAAAGCAAGUAUUAUUUCUGCAGCAUCCCUUCUGCUUAUUGAUCCAAGCAUCCCUGGAGUUUGUCUUGCUGCAGUUUGCACACGAUGCUGGGAGUGUUUCCAUGGUGUAUCAGAGGCACCUGAACACUGGUGUUCUCUUUGGGGUGCCCUUCAUCCCUCACAGACCGCUCUAAGCUUCUGCUGUCCCUUUGUUUUACUCAAGUACAAACAAGAUGGAAGUUUCUAAUAAAAUUUCUUCUCCUCUUUACUUAGAUUCCAGCGUACAAUUUUAACUAAUACACAUUAACAAAACCAAAACACUUAAAUACUUUAAGGACUGCUGUCACAGCGAGGGAAGGAGACUCCCGUAACACCACCAAGCACCCUCAGACAAGACCAGACGUAUUCAGAGGACCUGACUUUCACGGCCAGGCCUGAAGAUCCGUCCCUGGAGAGACACUUCAAAGGCCACAGAGAUGCUGUCACUAGUGUGGACUUCAGUCUCAAUAAGAAACAAUUGGCAAGUGGCUCGAUGGAUUCGUGUCUGAUGAUCUGGAGCAUGAAACCUCAGAUGAGAGCCUAUCGCUUUGUGGGCCACAAAGAUGCAGUGAUGUGUGUUCAGUUUUCACCUUCUGGUCACCUUGUAGCUUCAGGCUCUAGAGACAAAACAGUCCGUUUAUGGGUUCCCAGUGUCAAAGGAGAAUCUACUGUGUUCAAGGCUCAUACAGCAACUGUAAGAAGUGUUAAUUUCUCCAGUGAUGGCCAGUCCUUAGUUACAGCUUCCGAUGACAAAACAGUCAAAGUGUGGACAGUUCACAGGCAGAAGUUUCUAUUCUCACUCAGUCAACACAUAAACUGGGUUCGGUGUGCCAGAUUCUCUCCUGAUGGACGGUUGAUAGUGUCAGCCAGCGAUGAUAAAACUAUCAAACUGUGGGAUAAAACCAGCAGAGAAUGUAUACACUCCUUCUGUGAGCAUGGGGGGUUUGUGAAUCAUGUGGAUUUUCAUCCCAGUGGUACCUGCAUUGCUGCGGCUGGUACAGACAACACAGUGAAGGUGUGGGAUGUUAGGAUGUACAGACUUCUUCAACAUUAUCAAGUGCACAGUGCUGUGGUAAACAGUCUUUCCUUUCACCCCUCUGGAAACUAUCUGGUUACUGCUUCCAAUGAUUCAACUCUUAAAAUUCUGGACUUGCUAGAAGGAAGACUUCUGUAUACUCUUCAUGGUCACCAGGGGCCAGCUACCUGUGUUGCAUUUUCAAGAACUGGAGACUUAUUUGCCUCUGGAGGUUCUGAUGAACAGGUGAUGGUCUGGAAGACUAACUUUGAUGUGGCAGAUUAUGGUGAUGUACUGAAAACCCAGAAGUCUGGCACGAGUUCCAUCAUCCCAGAAGGUGGAACCCAUCAAACUCUGCGAUCAGAAAUGGACUGUGCUGUUCAUCCUAAGAAAACAAAACCUCAGGAUUCUGGUGGGAACCAUGAGCAACAGGAGGAGGAGACCAGUCUUGAGAAUACUUUGGAGCAUAUUAUGCGACAGCUGGACAUUCUGACUCAGACUGUUUCCAUCCUGGAGCAGAGGCUGACACUCGCUGAGGACAAGCUGAAGGAAUGUCUUGAGAAUCAGCAGAACAUCAUGAAUGUUCUGAAGAACAAAGUGAGCUGAUUUCCUGAGAGAAGACAGGAGCUGAAGGCAUUGGGAGGUUUGAGGUUGCUUGUUUCCUGACAGACUGUGUGUGACUUGCUUUAAUGACUUGGAGUGCUAUCUAUUUUCCAAUUGGAAUAUACAGUGAUUGUAAAUAAGCUUUGUUACUUUACUGAAAUAAAAGUAGUAUUUUAUUCAUAAAAGUGGA